Molecule: messenger RNA, 855 nt
Organism: Ectocarpus siliculosus
Lineage: Eukaryota; Phaeophyceae; Ectocarpales; Ectocarpaceae
Source: the annotation of a GenBank genome assembly
AUGGAGUUCCGAAGAAGAAGCGCGACAUCCUCCUUCGGCCUUGCGCUGCUCGGCCUUCUCGCCUCCACCACGCCCGCGGCAGCAGCUGACACCGCUUCCCCCAACGACCCCAUCUCCAAGCCCGACUGCGACUCCGACAUCGAGGUCUCGAUCCGGUACGCCGGCAACACGAAGCGCCUGUACCUCGAGUCGGCAGACGGCGAGACCCGCGGAGGCUGCGCUACCCUCGGGCAGGUCUGGGAGAGUCGGGCCGGCAAGGGGCCGCUGUACGCGGUGGACCCGGACUCUGGCGACGUGAGCGAGACCCAGACUGGCACGUGGCUCCUCACGGAGGAGCUGUACGUGGAGGACGGCAUCACGCUCAAGGUGUACGGGACGGACGAGGGGGGAGAUGCCGACGAACUCAGGUUGCUGAGCACAAGCGACACCUACAUCAACCUCAGAGCAUACGGUGGCAGCCUGGACUUCGUGGGCACCAAGGUAUUCUCGUGGGACACGAGCACCAACUCGCCGGACGUCGUCGAAACCGACGGCCGGUCAUACAUCAGCGCCGUCUCUGAGAUCGUCACCGACGAGGACGAGUCUUGCGAGGGUCACGCCAAGAACACCAUGGGGGAGGCCCGCAUGGACAUCGAGAACAGCGAGAUCGGCUACCUGGGGUUCCAGGACAGCGAGAGCUACGGGCUCACGUGGAAGGUUCGCGGGUUCUGCAAGGAUAAGUCUAACCCGGAGAUCUUCGACGACGUGAAUGUGUACGGAAACAUGUACGACAGCGACAUCCACCACUUGCGCUUCGGCCUCUACACUGACGGUAAGAUUCCCUCCCUUUUUUAUGGAAAUCGCUCGAAUGGGUGA